UUUUAUUGCAAUUCAACGGUAAACACCCAGGGUGAUAGCUUUACCGUCACCGUCAUCACCGACGGUAGUUUGAGCAUCUCCGUCCAAGGAAAUGUCUGGCUCAAAAGUGCUCCGACUUUCGUCAGAGCCAACGGGCAGAUUUACAGCACCGCAGAUGGCUCCUUGAAGCUUCUACAGACCACUGGAACAUCUGGUACCGACUUCAUCGGGAAAUGGCAGUCCACUAGCUUCCUCUACCAAGCCGACACGUGUCGCUUCUUAGCCAGCAUUUACUUCUACACGCCAGACCCUAGUAUCUUCUCAUAUAACAAUCCUCCUGAACAAUUUCUGCUCUUCAAACAGACGUACUUAACCCAAACGAAUGUCACAAAAGCACGAAGAAUGAGUGAAACCAUAGCUGGCUUCCCUGGGUUUGUUGUGAAGGAGGCGUCGGUCCGGCUUGGCUACUUGUCCUACGGUGGUGGUCAGUUUGGAUAUGGCAAGAAAUUUACGAAGUUUACAGACAUGUAUCGUCAUUAUAUCGUAACUAUAUUAUCUUCAUUUCUUUGCAGAUUUGGUCCAAAACUUAACAUUUCCUCGGGCAUGGAAAGUGGUCCCCUUUCUAUAUUUGACCGUGUCAAGACAGCCAACACUUUCAUCCUGUCUCCUGCAAGUUCCUUCAUGUCCGCCAAUCUCUGGCGCCAGAAAACUAAAAACGGAAGCAACCUCUACUGGGGAACAAUGGGUGGCGUUACAGAUGUCCCUGCCAACUUUGAAACCAGCACCAUCCUCUUCUUCAGCAACCAAGGUAUCAACAAGGGAUUCGUCAGCUGGGGGCAGAUUCUACAGAAACUGCACGGAAGAGACAACAGUUUUGUGAAGUCAGAUUUUACCAACAACUAUCUGGGGUACUGGACAGACAACGGCAGGGAAACCACACGAACUUGCACUCCUUCUCUUCUCUAUAAUGUGUUUGAAUUCUGUUUUGCAGGUGCCUAUUACUAUUACCACACAGAACCUAAGAAAGAUUACCAAGACAUCAUACUGGACAUUGUUACCUCCAUCAAGGACACAGGUAUUCCCUUCAGAUACCUGCAGUUCGACUCCUGGUGGUACUACAAAGGUGUAGGGAACGGCGUGAAGACAUGGGAGAGCACCCCUCAAGUUUUCCCAAAUGGCAUACAGUGGCUGUACAAUAAAACAGGAUUUCCAAUUUCAGCCCAUAACAGAUACUGGGCAAGCGACACAACAUAUGCCAAACAGAAUGGUGGUCAAUAUUAUUUCAUUGUUGAAGGUACAAAAGCUCUUCCGCUUGACCAGAUAUUCUGGGACGACCUUCUCUCCAAUGGUCGAAAAUGGGGUUUAGUGACAUAUGAACGGGACUGGCUACAAGGGGAGUUUGGCGGAGUUCCUUCGCUCACUGAAGAUGUGUACCUGGCAGAGACGUGGCUCAACCAGAUGGGACGUGGAGCUGCCAAGAAUGGUCUGACCAUCCAGUACUGUAUGGCCAACUGUCGACACGCACUUCACGCGAUUUCCAUCCCUGCAGUAACACAGGUAAGAGCUUGCGCAGACUACCACCCUGGGCGUCAACAAUGGCGUAUCGGCGUGACGUCCAUGCUGGCCUGGGCUAUCGGCAUUGCUCCUUCCAAGGAUAACUUCUGGACCACAACUGUUCAACCGCGAGGUCAUAAUACAGAACCGUACCCGGAAUUGAAUGCUUUGGUGGCCACCCUCAGCACAGGGCCUGUCGGACCAAGUGACAUGAUCGGCAAAUUCAACAAGACAAUCAUUAUGAAGAGCGUGAAUUCAGAGGGACUGAUCCUGAAGCCAUCGAGACCCGCCACAGCUAUUGACAACAUGAUCAGGAGGCUAGCAUGGAAUGAUUUUGAAGGCCCAGAUGGGGAAGUAUGGUCGACGUAUUCUGACUUUGGUGGAAAAACAAAUAUGGCAUAGUGCUUGCUGCGGACCUUCAAGGGAACUACAACAUGACGCCAUUCAUUGCUGGGUUCCAAGGGUUCCCCAAGUCUAUGGUGUUUCCUGCUAAAGACCCCAACAAGGUCCAACUGCUGACAGACCCCCAGCCUCUCCAGAUGAGUGGCUGUACCAUGGUGGACUUCUGUCUGUACUAUGUCUCGCCCGUUGUAACAUUUCAAGGGCAUCAGGUCCUGAUUCAAGGGGAACUUGAGAAGUGGGUGCCGAUGUCACCACAAAGAGUUGCUGACAUUACCGUUGACAGCAGCGACAUCAAACUCCGUAUUGCAGGAGGGGCUAAUGAAACUGUCAACUUCUGGUUCAACACCGACGGAGUGGCAAAAGGUCUCACGUGUGACAUCAGUGACUCUGGAUUUGCUUUUAUUAGUUACAAAGCGUGGAGCUGUACAUCAAGAUAGAAAACAACGAACCGCCUCUGUGUAUGUUGUAACUUGUAAAGCCAAUACCG
Messenger RNA from Haliotis rufescens (red abalone), 2422 nucleotides. RefSeq lists its product as uncharacterized. The annotation marks the transcript as partial. Lineage: Eukaryota; Metazoa; Mollusca; Gastropoda; Lepetellida; Haliotidae. The transcript is spliced from 16 exons. The record is from RefSeq and is a predicted model, not a curated record.